Molecule: messenger RNA, 678 nt
Organism: Cydia splendana
Lineage: Eukaryota; Metazoa; Arthropoda; Insecta; Lepidoptera; Tortricidae
Product: putative cysteine proteinase CG12163
Exons: 5
Coding region: 106-678 (190 amino acids)
Cellular component (GO): lysosome
Molecular function (GO): cysteine-type endopeptidase activity
Source: RefSeq, a predicted model, not a curated record
GAUUGGAGGGAAUGUGGCGGAGUAAGUCCGGUGAAGGACCAAGGUCAUUCGUGUUCUUCUUGCUGGGCUUUUAGUGCCAUUGCAAACAUUGAGAGUCAGUUUUGGAUGAAAGGUUAUACCUUCAUCCUUUCAGAGCAGUUCCUAUUAGAUUGCAACACUAUGGGCGCUGAUUGCAAUCGCACGGUCAGCGUUGUCCACACGUUUGCUGAUAUAAUAGCGAAUCUCGGAGGUGUGCCAUUCGAGUCACACUACCGGCCGUACAGUGAAACAAAAUUGCAAUGCCCACAGCACAAGCCUCGGUUGGUGAACGUGGUUGGGCUGGAGCGAAUCAGGCCAGGAGAUGAGGAUGCAAUGGCUAAAGCUUUGAGGAAACAUGGCCCGCUUUCUGCUGGUAUUAACGACAAAAUGAUGCUAAAGCCUCGCCACGCUUUAGACAUAGACGAGCCCACGGAGGAUCAGUGCCCGCCGGGAGAUCGGAACCACGCCGUACUCAUAGUUGGCUACAGCGUCGCUUAUAGCUCUGAUGGCCGAACGGUGCCAUAUUGGAUCAUCAAGAACUCUUGGGGGACGGACUGGCCGCAGGGGGACGAGGGGUACUACUACCUCCGUCGCGGGACCAACGCCUGUGGCAUCGCCAUGGACGUGUCUUACGCUCAAGUUGCAAUAGAUAGCCCAUAG